Messenger RNA from Propithecus coquereli (Coquerel's sifaka), 3183 nucleotides. RefSeq names its product zinc finger protein 41 (gene ZNF41). Bases 317 to 2662 code for a protein of 781 amino acids. Lineage: Eukaryota; Metazoa; Chordata; Mammalia; Primates; Indriidae. The transcript has 6 exons. Gene Ontology annotation, biological process: regulation of DNA-templated transcription. The record is from RefSeq and is a predicted model, not a curated record.
CGCACGACUCCCCCUGCGGCGACUGCACAGGUUCAGUGACAGCCGAGACGCCGGGUGUUUCCCCCUCCCUCGCCAACUGGUCCCUGCCGUGGCCCAGGUCGGAGCUUUCGACAGAGGGGACGCCAGGGUUUCUUGGAGCCUCUGCAGAGUCCGGGGUCCAGACCCCUUAGUGGGAACUGCGAGAUCUUCCUUCCGACCCCACCUUGCUUCACCCCAGCAGCUCUGGUUGAGUCCACAGAUGCCAGCCCAGCUUCAAGCCCCUGGGACGAGUGGAGCUGUCAGCAGGAGAGCCUGAGGCCUGAGGCCCAGUGUGGACAUGGCAGCUAAUGGGGACUCUCCCCCGUGGUCCUCUGCCCUGGCUGCAGAGGGACAUGGCAGCUCAUGUGAGGUACCAGUGUCGUUUGAGGAUGUGACUGUGGACUUCAGCAGGGAGGAGUGGCAGCACUUGGACCCUGCUCAGAGACGCCUGUACUGGGAUGUGACACUGGAGAAUUACAGCCACCUGCUCUCAGUGGGGUACCGAGUUCCCAAGCCAGAGGCCAUCUUCCAGUUGGAGCAAGAGGAGGGGCUGUGGACAUUGGAGGGGAAAGCCCCACACCAGAGCGAUUCAGGUGAGGCUCUUGGGAAAACUCAACAACAGGGAAUUUCUGGAGAAGUUUCAUUCCACUGUGAGAGAUUUGAUCAACCCAUAGGAGAAGAUUCAUUGUGUCCCAUUUUAGAAGUGUGGCAAGAUAACAACCAGCUAGAGAGAUAUCAGGAAAACCAGAAUAACCCUUUAAGUUACAUGAAAGUAUUGAUUAAGGAGAAGGGCUAUGAAUUUAAAAACUUUGAAAAAAUAAUUCAUGUGACUACCAAGCUUAUUCCUUCAAUUAAAAGACUCCAUAACUGUGACACAUUUGGAAAGAGUUUGAAGCAUACUUUAAAGUUACAUAAUCAUAACAGAAACAAUGCAACAAAGAGCCUUGGUAGGAUUUUUGAAAAUGGUAACAAUUUGGCCCAUAGUUCUUCCUCUACUAAGAAUGAGAAUAUUAAGACAGGAGCGAAUUCCUGUGAAUAUAAUCAAUGUGAGAAACAUCUUGGCCACAAACAAGCUCUCAUCCAUCAUCAGAAAAUUCAUACUAUGGAGAAACUUCAUGUGUGUACUGAAUGUGUAAAGGGCUUCACCCAGAAGUCACAUCUCUUUGAGCAUCAGAGAAUUCAUGCUGCAGAAAAAUCCCAUGAAUGUGACAAAAGUGACAAACUCUUCACUCAGAAGCCACAAAUUGGUGUACAUCAGAGUGUUUAUACAGGAGAGAGACCUUAUCUAUGUACUCAGUGUGGAAAGGCCUUUACCCUCAAGUCAAACCUCAUUACACAUCAGAAAAUUCAUACUGGGCAGAAACCCUAUAAAUGCAGUGAAUGUGAAAAAGCCUUUUUCCAGAGAUCAGAUCUCUUUAGACAUCUGAGAAUUCAUACAGGAGAGAAACCUUAUGAAUGCAGUGAAUGUGGAAAAGGCUUCUCCCAGAAUUCGGACCUCAGUAUACAUCAGAAAACUCAUACUGGAGAGAAACACUAUGAAUGCAGUGAAUGUGGAAAAGCUUUCACAAGAAAAUCAGCACUCAGGAUGCAUCAGAGAAUUCACACAGGAGAGAAACCUUAUGUAUGCACUGAAUGUGGGAAGGCCUUCAUCCAGAAAUCACACUUCAAUACACAUCAGAGAAUUCACACUGGAGAAAAGCCUUAUGAAUGCAGUGACUGUGGGAAAACAUUCACUAAGAAGUCACAACUCCAUGUGCAUCAAAGAAUUCACACAGGAGAAAAACCCUAUAUAUGUACAGAAUGCGGAAAGGUCUUCACUCAUAGGACGAAUCUCACUACACAUCAGAAAACUCAUACUGGGGAGAAACCUUAUAUGUGUGCUGAGUGUGGGAAGGCAUUUACUGAUCAGUCAAAUCUCAUUAAACACCAGAAAACUCAUACUGGAGAGAAACCCUAUAAAUGCAAUGGCUGUGGAAAAGCCUUCAUAUGGAAGUCACGUCUCAAGAUACAUCAAAAAUCUCAUAUUGGAGAGCGACACUAUGAAUGCAAGGAAUGUGGAAAAGCCUUUAUCCAAAAGUCAACACUAAGUGUGCAUCAGAGAAUCCAUACAGGAGAGAAACCCUACGUUUGUCCUGAAUGUGGGAAGGCCUUUAUCCAGAAAUCACACUUCAUUGCACAUCAUAGAAUUCAUACUGGAGAAAAGCCUUAUGAAUGCAGUGACUGUGGUAAAUGCUUCACAAAGAAGUCACAACUCCGUGUGCAUCAGAAAAUCCACACAGGUGAGAAGCCCAAUAUAUGUGCAGAAUGUGGAAAGGCCUUCACUGACCGGUCAAAUCUCAUAACACACCAGAAAAUCCAUACUAGGGAGAAACCCUAUAAAUGCAGUGACUGUGGAAAAACCUUCACCUGGAAGUCACGCCUCAAUAUACAUCAGAAAUCCCAUACUGGAGAGAGGCACUAUGAAUGCAGUAAAUGCGGGAAAGCUUUCAUCCAGAAAGCAACACUAAGUAUGCAUCAGAUAAUUCAUACAGGGAAGAAACCUUAUGCUUGUACAGAAUGUCAGAAGGCCUUCACCGACAGAUCGAAUCUCAUUAAACACCAGAAAACGCAUAGUGGAGAAAAACACUAUAAAGCCAGUGACUGAAAAAGCCUUCACCUGGAAAUGACAACUAGGUAUGAAUCAGAUAUCUCCUAGUGGGGGAGAGGAAUGCCUGAUGCUGCAAUCAUUGUGCAGGGAAAAGUAGACAUGAGAGACUGGCUUGAGUGAACAGAAGACAAAAAGAAUGAAGUAUCCAUCGGUUCACUGGAAAUAGAAGUUCCUGCAUCACCACAGUCGAUAUGCAAUUAUAUGCAUAGGGAGAUCCUUUAGAUAAAGCACUGGAGCAGUAGUCAUGUUUGGUUACGUGAUUGAUACAGGGACUCUCGAGGUCCUGCAAAUGAUAGAAAUAAUGACCCGAGGAGAUAACUUGUCAUCUCUUAUGUUUCACUUUUUGGAUAAAUAACUUUAUAAAUUCAGCAUUGAUUAGUUCAUCAUACUCUGGGACAUAAAAGUACUCAAUACUAGCCAAUUUUUUUCAAAUUUCUAGGUUGGGAAGAAGAGUUUUCAUUGUCCAAACACUUGCAGGGUACUGACAUCAAGGCAAAAAAACCUAUUUGGGAAUGCAG